AUGUUGGAGCCUAGCGACCUGGGGGGUGGGGUCCACUUCUGGGCCUACAAGGAGAAAUUCAUCAGCCUGUACUGUCGCUUAUCCUCCGUGCUGGACCUGGACGCCCUCAUUACCCAGCAGGCAUUGCGGGAGGCCAUUACCGACGUGGAGGUGUCCGGAGCCAAACAGAGGCACCAGCUCAUCCUGGACUACAUACAGCAACUGGACGAGAUGUGGCGGGACCUGCGGUGGAUCACGGAUGCGCUGCAGUACGCCCGCUACAAGCACCCGCGCGGCGGCGUGCCCAUCACCUGCCUGGUGAGCGCCACCCGGACAGAGAGCGACCCUCAGGACCCCAAGACGGACUCCACCUCCUCCACCAUGGACUACCUGCCCACCCCGUCGCCCUCGCCCGAACUCCGCCGGCGCACCGCCGCCAACGACACGGCGCUGGGCUCUGAUGACGACGGCUCCUCGGAGGUGUUCCUGCCCACCGACAGCGACUACGACUCCAGUGACGCCCUGAGCCCCCGGGACAUGGACCUGCUGUACUCCUCGGCCCAGGACCUCUCCACCCAGGCCCUGCACUCACUGGGGGGCAGCGCCCCCGACGUGCUCCAGAUCCAUGAGAUCAGAUUCUCCAAAGACAUGCCCCUCUCUCUCCCCCUCUCCCCCUCCCCGGUGGACGCCGCCGCAAAGACCCUGGAGACCCUCUCCCUGUCCCCCGGCGACCCGGACCCCCGGCCCCCCGCCACGCCCCUCCGCGCCCUGGCCAACCCCCCCAGCAAGCGCAAGCUGCUCUCCCGGAGCCACAGGGGCCAAUACUUCAGCGGGCCCCAGCGCUGGCUCAGGGGCCACGGCGGCGGCGGCGAGGGCUACACGGGCUCCCUGUCGGAGGGCGUGUACACCCGGCAGAGGAACCCGGACCUCCCCGGCCCCGGGGAGCUGGCGUCCCCUCAGGGGCCCCCCUUCGUCAGCCAGUCGUCCUGCCUGCUACUGGAGAGCCGGCGGGGCCGCCACAGGGACCAGCGGCCCCACGUGCGCCGCAUCUUCGUGGAGCCCUGCAAGGAGGCGUCCCCCGGGCACGAGACGACAGCCCUACACCCCCCGGCCUUUGGCGCGUGUCCUUCGGAACAUCCACGGGCGCACAGCCCUCCUCUCCCCCUCCGCUGGUACACAUCCAACCGCACCCCCCCCCCAACCGCCCCGGGCCCCACCCGGCAGCCGCUCAAGGUCGGUGGGCUUUCUCUCCAGGCUGGGGCCCCCCUGGGCAGCAUCAGCAGUAGCAGCUAA
Molecule: messenger RNA, 1272 nt
Organism: Gadus chalcogrammus (walleye pollock)
Lineage: Eukaryota; Metazoa; Chordata; Actinopteri; Gadiformes; Gadidae
Product: ankyrin repeat and fibronectin type-III domain-containing protein 1-like
Exons: 6
Coding region: 1-1272 (423 amino acids)
Biological process (GO): establishment of mitotic spindle orientation; regulation of establishment of bipolar cell polarity
Cellular component (GO): spindle
Source: RefSeq, a predicted model, not a curated record